UGGAUUGUUCCACGGGUAAAACGUCGUUGCUCAGCUGUGUUUGCACUUGAUAGGCGGCCAGAGAGAAUCUUUAUAUAUAUAACGACUGUAUACGUACUAGACGGGUCCUCGCUGCAAAAGCUACCGGCUGUAUCGGCGUAUCGGGUGUGUCGCGUGUCGAUCUUCGAUCUUUGUUCAUCAUCAAUUAUAGGACUUUCGAUCCUUCGCAGGAUCUCUCCCUGUUGCGAUGAUUCAGCUGUUCCGUCUGACACUAUGUUUGACCAGCUUCUGGCUCGCUUUUGCACAGGACGCACCACCUUACACGAAGAUGAAUUAUGACAGGGCCGCUUGGAAUCGCUACGGGCAAGAGUACCUUGACAAGAUGAUAGAGUUCGAACCCAAUACGAACGUGGCCAAGAAUAUGAUCCUGUUCAUCGGCGAUGGCAUGGGACUGCCAAGCGUGACCGCCGGUCGAAUCUACAAGGGUCAGCGGAAAGGAAAAGCCGGGGAGGAUGAGAAGCUGGAUUGGGAAAACUUCCCCUUCACUGCCUUAUCUAAGACGUAUAAUUGGGAUAGACAAAUAGCGGAUUCUGCUGGGUCGGCCACGGCUUACCUGUCCGGCGUUAAGGCGAACUACUACACGAUCGGAGUCGACGGUUCGGCCGUGCUCAAGCGCUGCGACACCGUCGAACGAUCGAAGGUCGACUCGAUUCUGAAGUGGGCCCAGGACGAGGGCAAGUCGGUGGGUUUCGUGACGACGGCGCGAGCUACGCACGCCAGCCCAGGUCCGCUGUAUGCGCACGCUGCUUACAGGUAUUGGGAGAACGACGCAGAGAUGAUGAAGGGAGUUGACGACGACGCUAGCUCUUGCAAAGACAUCGCCCGUCAACUUGUCGAGGAUGACCCUGGCAGAAAAAUUCAGGUGAUCCUGGCUGGUGGGCGAUCAAACUUCCGAUCACAGUCCAUCGCCGAUGAAGAAUACCCGGAUAAGAGAGGAAAUCGUCUCGACCGACGCAAUCUCAUCGAAGAUUGGCUCUCCCAGAAAGAGGACCUCCCGAGUAGAGCCAAAUACGUGUGGAAUAAAAAAGGCUUGGAUCAAGUUUCUUCUGCCAGCACUGAUUACUUGCUCGGUCUUUUCGAACCAAGUCAUAUGCUUUACGAACUGAACGCGGAUCCACAGCGUGAACCGACUUUAGAGGCGAUGGCGGCAAAAGCGAUCGAAAUUCUGUCCAAGAAUCCGAAAGGCUACUUUCUGUUCGUUGAAAGCAGCAAUCUGGACCUAGCUCAUCACGAGGGCUUUGCUAAGCACGCGCUAAUGGGCGUGCUGGCACUCGACGACGCCGUGACGAGAGCGCGGAAAAUGACAAGCGACAGCGACACCCUCAUCGUCGUCACCGCUGAUCAUUCGCAUGCGUUCGGAUUCUAUGGUUACCCUGAGCGAGGAAGCGAUAUCUUCAAAUUCACGGACAAGGUUUCUGACGUUGAUUUUAUGCCCUACCAAACUAUCAUUUAUUCCAACGGCCCAGGAUGGAAGCACGAUCCUAAUACUAGUUCGGGUAGACCGAAUCUCACGGAAACAGACACAAACGUUCCAAGUGCCUGUGGGCCGAGCCGUAUCUGUUCUUAA
Molecule: messenger RNA, 1606 nt
Organism: Priapulus caudatus
Lineage: Eukaryota; Metazoa; Priapulida; Priapulimorpha; Priapulimorphida; Priapulidae
Product: alkaline phosphatase-like
Exons: 9
Coding region: 227-1606 (459 amino acids)
Biological process (GO): dephosphorylation
Molecular function (GO): alkaline phosphatase activity
Source: RefSeq, a predicted model, not a curated record